AUGUCUCCCACAUCCAAAAAGCGGUCUUUCUCCGCCAGCUUCGCGCCUCCGCUCCAACCACCAGCAACCACCAGAAAGAGCGUCGACAGCAUGGCCUCUUCGCAGAACGGUGGAAGCAACGACGGCGCCAACGCGCCAAACAUGCAGCAAGGCAGCGCCAAUCAAGGCAAUGCCACACAGCCUACGACCGCCAAUGCCGGUCAAAACCAAGGCACAGCCGCUACACAGGCGCCGACUACAACCACCACCACGGCUCCAGCAGCCCCAGCACCACCACCCGCGCCAGUCCUGACUGUCGCGCCAGCGCCAGCCGCCCAGGCCUCGCUUCGCGGUACCAGAUGGUACGAAGACGAGGACUGGUGGGUAGCAGAGAGGUUCUGUGAAGAGCCACGCAUGCCGUGGGUUGAAAUGGAACCUCUCUUCAAUGCGCACUUCCAGACCCGGCCGGUACGCAUUGGGAACCAGAUCGUCCAGCGCGGACAGCGCUCAAAGGACGCCCUGCGACAGCGCUGGCGCAACGCGCGGAAGCCGUUGCAGGGUCGUCUCGAUGCGCAGCGUGGUGUCGGGGAUGACCUGGGCGAGGAGUCAGAGGGAGAGGGUGAGCACGAAGACGACCAGCGCUUGGCGCAGAUCCUGCUGGACGUGGUGGAGAGCGUCAAGUCGCGGAAAGAAGACAGCGACGACGACGAUGGCCCAGGUGGAGACGACGAUCUGCCAGGCGGUGGUGAUGCCAUCGCCGCCUAA
Zasmidium cellare ATCC 36951 is the source of this 744-nucleotide messenger RNA. RefSeq lists its product as uncharacterized. The transcript has 2 exons. Bases 1 to 744 code for a protein of 247 amino acids. The record is from RefSeq and is a predicted model, not a curated record. NCBI's taxonomy places the organism in Eukaryota, Fungi, Ascomycota, Dothideomycetes, Mycosphaerellales, Mycosphaerellaceae.